UCUCUCCCAAGGAGCCCUUUCAAGUCAAAUCCCCCUCCAGCAUCCCCCCUUCGACAUCCUCUCUUUCUUCCUUGCAGCGUCCAUCCCGCCUCUCGCAUACGUCGAGCGCUCAGAGCACUGCCUCGAAUCGGCCUCCCAGCACUCUGCAUAUACCCCUUCCCCCAAACUCAACUUGCUAGGAUGAGGUUUGCCCAGCUGUGCCUGCUUGGGCUGACCAGCGCCCUGGCCGUCUCUCAAGUCAUCGCCGCUCCUUCUUCCGCCUCAGAUCUAGUCGGAAGGGCCACCGGCAAGAAACCGUCUGACUUUGCCGUUGCUGAUCGCGUUCCCGGUAUUCCCUUUUCCUUGGGCAAGUCCUGGGCUGGCAAUCUACCCAUCACCAACAAGAAGGACGAUCCCAACCAGCUCUUCUUCUGGCUUUUUCCUCCUUCCGAAGGAGUGGGUCACGAUGACGUGGUGGUCUGGCUGAAUGGUGGACCUGGUUGCUCAUCUCUCGAAGGAUUGUUCCAAGAGAAUGGACCAUUCAAAUUCCCCUUCAACUCUACCAAGGUCGAAAAGAAUCCCUGGAGCUGGACCAGGCUCAGCUGGGUGCUCUGGGUGGAACAGCCUGUCACCGUAGGAUUGACCAAGGGCAAAAGCGACAUUACGAAUGAAGUCGAUGUCGCGAGAGAGUUCACUGGCUUCCUCAAGAACUUCUUCAAGACAUUCGAUAACCUGCACGGCAAGAAGUUCUGGCUGACUGGAGAGAGCUAUGCCGGAAAGUACAUUCCUUACAUGAGCGACUACAUCUACGCCGACAAGACUGCCAAGAAGGCUGGCAUCAACCUUCAAGGUUUCGGCAUCAACGACCCAUCCUUUGCAGAAGACCCGAUCACCGAGGACUUGCCCGCCAUUGAGUUUGCCAAGGCUCACCAGAAGCUCUUCCACUUCAACGACUCGUACAUCGCUGAGCUCGAAUCGAAGGCGGAAGCAAAUGGGAUCAAGGACUACGUGAAGAAGCACCUCGUGUACCCUCCUCCCGGUCCUCUGCCGAUUCCCAAGAAGUGGAACAGGACUGAAUUCUCUCCCUGGACCGAAAUCUUGACGACUGCGACCGAUCUCAACGCUUGUUUCAACGUGUACGAUGUCAGCCCGCCGUACGCUCAGUGCCCCGGCGUCAGCGAUGCUCUUGGCUUCCCUCCCGACAAGCUUGAGCCCAGCCCAAUGAACGUCAUCAACGACAUCAAGGGGCUCAAGAAGGCCAUCCACGCUGAUCCCUCAAUCACUUGGUACGAGUGCACGCCGCAAGGUCCCUUCCUGGGAGACGGCGACACGUCGCCCGGACCAUCCGAGAGCGGUGUGCUUAAGCGCGCGAUUGAAAAGUCGCCAGCUAAGCGCAACGUGAUCCAGCACGGACUCAGGGAUUACGUCCUCAUUGCUCAAGGAAGCGCUCUCGCCAUUCAGAAUACCACGUGGAACGGCAAGCAGGGCUUCCAAAGAAAGCCCAACCAGUCCCUGCUCACCGUCAAUGGCACCAAGGCGGGCACUUUCCACACAGAGAGAGGCCUCACCUUUGUCGAGGUCAUCAACAGCGGCCACAUGAUCCCGCAAGACGACCCACCCACCGCUUUCAAGCUGCAAAAGUACUUGCUGGGUCAAAUUCCCGAAGCGGCAUUGGCUUUGCCAGGUGUAUAAAGGUGCCAUAGCCCAACUUGCCAAGAUGCGAAGCGCACCAAGGAGACACUCCUUGAUUGCGUGCUCAUGCAGUGCUUUGCUCGUUCUCACGUCGAACCCAAAUGCCCCCGCACGUCUGUUCGUGGAAUCAAGGACGAUUCAAUGCCCUUCCUUCUCCCUGCACAUCUCCACUCCCUGCGUUCUCCCGAGUCCAGCAUGUUGCGCUCGGUCGAGGACAAGCACUUUACCUACAUCACCACCAUUGCAGAUUCAAUCUUUUUGUCGACGAUGGAAAUUCGAUGCUUGUCUCGCAGCUGCUCCGCCAGGUGCAAGUUUCCUGC
This is a messenger RNA of Ceraceosorus guamensis, 1991 nucleotides long. Its product is annotated as alpha/beta-hydrolase. The coding region runs from base 181 to 1671 and encodes 496 amino acids. The record is from RefSeq and is a predicted model, not a curated record. Gene Ontology annotation, molecular function: serine-type carboxypeptidase activity. The transcript has 4 exons. Lineage: Eukaryota; Fungi; Basidiomycota; Exobasidiomycetes; Ceraceosorales; Ceraceosoraceae. Gene Ontology annotation, biological process: proteolysis.